GGAGGGGGAGGGGAGCGGGCCAAGAGAGAGAGAGAGAGGAGAGUGGAGGACGGGCGCUGUGAGGGAAAUAUGUAUAGGGCGUUCGUAUUGGAUUGAGCAGAUGAUGAGGGGAAAGUCGCGGGUCGUGAGGAGUUCCGAAACGAGAGUCGAAGGCGAGAGGGUCUAAUUGCUCAUUCUUCUUCUUCGUCUCCGAGGACGGAGCGAGGAGCGAGAGAUUGUGCUGCGCUCGAACCGCGAUGUCAGAUCUUUUGCACUCGCUCCAUCCAUCUGCCUCGCAUCGAGCAUCCGUGAUCGAGCUCUGAUCUGCUCCCUCUUCGCUUCGCGGCGUGGUGUUGUCGUCGUCGUCGUCAGUCGUUGGUGUUUCCCUUCUGUGGGAGCAGGUGCCGACAUCUGCCAACACCUCGCGCAUCUUGGCGUCGAGCCUCUCGAAUGCGCCGAGCUCAGGGGCGGAAGAAGCACAAGUGUCGAGUGGGCUAGAUUGAUCCCGGAGAAGAAGUAGUCCGGCAGAUUUCACUAGUUUGAGGGCUCCGGCCGGGGAUCAGCUGCCUUGCAACCAUGGCAGCUGCUAAUGCUCCCAUCACGAUGAAGGAGGCUCUGACGUUGACGAGCCUCGGGAUCAACCAAAACUUCAUCACAUUCACCCAUGUGACUAUGGAGUCUGAUAAGUACAUUUGCGUGAGGGAGACGUCUCCUCAAAACAGCGUGGUCAUCAUCGACAUUGCUAUGCCACUGCAGCCUCUGAGGCGGCCUAUCACUGCAGAUUCUGCUCUCAUGAACCCGAACAGCAAAGUUCUUGCCCUAAAAGCUCAAAGUCCGGGAACCACCCAGGACCACUUGCAAAUUUUCAACAUCGAGCUUAAGGCCAAGAUCAAGUCAUAUCAGAUGCCAGAGCAGGUUGUUUUCUGGAAGUGGAUCACGCCCAAGCUUCUGGGUCUUGUUACACAAACAGCUGUGUUUCACUGGUCUAUUGAAGGUGAAACUGAGCCAGUCAAGAUGUUUGAGAGAACUGCCAAUUUGAGUAGUAACCAAAUUAUCAACUACAGAUGUGAUCCCUCCGAGAAGUGGCUUGUUCUGAUCGGCAUUGCUCCUGGAGCACCUGAAAGACCCCAGCUUGUGAAGGGAAAUAUGCAACUCUUCUCAGUUGACCAGCAACGAAGUCAAGCACUAGAAGCACAUGCCGCAUCUUUUGCAACAUUUAAGGUCUCAGGAAAUGACACUCCCUCAAUACUUAUAUCGUUUGCCACGAAGACCGUUAUCAACGGCCAAUUGACCUCAAAGCUUCAUGUCAUAGAGUUGGGUCCUCAGCCAGGAAAGGUGGCGUUCACUAAGAAACAGGCAGAUCUUUUCUUCCCGCCAGACUUUGCAGAUGAUUUUCCAGUAGCCAUGCAGAUAUCACAAAAGUACGGGCUGAUCUACGUCAUUACGAAGCUUGGACUCUUGUUUGUAUACGAUCUGGAAACAGCCACUGCAGUUUACAGAAACCGCAUUAGUCCAGAUCCCAUCUUCUUGACCGCAGAUGCGCCUUCAGUUGGUGGAUUUUACGCGGUCAAUCGCCGUGGACAAGUCUUACUGGCCACCGUGAAUGAGGCCACCAUUGUGCCCUUCGUUAGUGUUCAGUUGAACAAUCUGGAACUUGCCGUCAACCUUGCCAAGCGUGGAAAUCUACCAGGAGCUGAGAAUCUGGUUGUACAACGAUUCCAGGAGCUCUUCUCUCAGAUGAAGUACAAGGAGGCUGCUGAACUUGCUGCUGAGUCUCCUCAAGGCAUUCUCCGAACACCGGACACUGUUGCCAAGUUCCAGAGUGUACCCAUACAACCUGGGCAAACGUCACCCCUACUCCAGUAUUUUGGAACCUUACUUACUAAGGGAAAGCUCAACGCAUUUGAAUCGCUUGAGCUCUCAAGGCUGGUCGUGAACCAAAAUAAGAAGAAUUUGUUGGAGAACUGGUUGGCCGAAGAUAAACUGGAAUGUAGUGAGGAACUAGGAGACCUCGUAAAGACCGUGGAUAGCGACAUGGCUCUUAAGAUAUACAUUAAAGCUAGAGCAACACCUAAAGUCGUCGCUGCUUUUGCUGAAAGGAAGGAGUUCGAUAAGAUUCUUAUCUACUCUAAGCAGGUCGGCUACAAUCCGGAUUACCUAUUUUUACUGCAAACUAUCUUGCGGACAGACCCUGCGGCUGCUGUCAAUUUUGCCUUGAUGAUGUCCCAAAUGGAAGGCGGCUCUCCUGUGGACUACAACGUCAUUACGGAUCUGUUUCUUCAGCGUAACAUGAUUCGGGAAGCGACGUCGUUCCUCCUCGACGUGUUGAAACCCAAUUUGCCCGAGCAUGGAAUGCUUCAAACCAAGGUUUUGGAGAUCAAUCUUGUCACGUUUCCGAAUGUUGCCGACGCAAUAUUGGCCAACGGAAUGUUUAGUCACUAUGACCGCCCUCGUGUUGCUCAGCUUUGUGAAAAAGCCGGUUUGUAUAUGCGGGCUCUGCAGCAUUAUUCAGAUUUAACUGAUAUCAAGCGUGUCGUUAUCAACACCCAUGCCAUUGAACCUCAGGCCUUGGUGGAGUUUUUUGGAACUCUUUCCCGAGACUGGGCACUUGAUUGCAUGAAGGAGCUUCUUCUUGUCAACAUGCGUGGCAACUUGCAGAUUAUUGUUCAGGUUGCUAAGGAGUAUUCUGAGCAGCUUGGAGUCGACUCCUGUGUCAAACUUUUUGAGCAGUUCAAGUCCUACGAAGGAUUAUAUUUCUUCCUUGGAUCUUCUUUGAGUUUGAGUGAGGAUCCGGAGAUUCACUUCAAGUACAUCGAAGCAGCCGCAAAGACAGGGCAAAUUAAGGAAGUGGAGCGAGUGACCAGAGAGUCAAAUUUCUACGAUCCAGAAAGGACCAAGAACUUUUUAAUGGAGGCCAAACUUCCAGACGCUCGCCCAUUGAUUAACGUCUGCGAUCGCUUUGGAUUUGUGCCAGACCUUACACACUACUUGUACUCUAACAACAUGCUUCGGUAUAUUGAAGGCUACGUACAAAAGGUCAACCCAAGCAAUGCUCCACUUGUAGUGGGCCAGCUUUUGGAUGAUGAUUGCCCUGAAGAUUUUAUCAAGGGACUCAUCCUUUCUGUCCGAUCAUUGCUACCUGUUGAGCCGUUGGUUGCUGAAUGUGAGAAAAGGAACCGUUUGAAGUUGUUGACUCAGUUCCUCGAACAUCUGGUGAGCGAAGGCAGUCAGGAUGUGCAUGUGCACAAUGCUCUCGGAAAGAUCAUCAUUGAUACCAAUCACAACCCUGAGCACUUCCUGACCACAAAUCCAUACUAUGACUCAAGAGUGGUUGGAAAGUAUUGCGAGAAGCGCGACCCUACUUUGGCAGUGGUUGCAUAUAGAAGAGGUCAAUGUGACGAAGAGUUGGUCAAUGUCACCAAUAAGAACUCUCUUUUCAAGCUUCAAGCCCGGUAUGUGGUCGAGCGUAUGGAACCUGACCUUUGGGGCAAAGUUCUUGACCCAGAGAAUCCUUUCCGACGGCAGCUUAUUGACCAAGUUGUUUCAACUGCAUUACCUGAGAGCAAGAACCCUGAACAGGUGUCAGCUACAGUCAAGGCUUUCAUGACUGCAGACUUGCCACAUGAGCUGAUCGAGUUGCUGGAGAAAAUCGUUCUCCAGAAUUCCGCCUUCAGCGGCAAUCCUAAUCUUCAAAAUCUUCUCAUCCUUACUGCUAUCAAGGCUGAUAAGUCCAGAGUUAUGGACUACAUCAAUCGUCUUGACAACUUUGACGGUCCAGCUGUUGGAGAAAUCGCGGUGGGUGCGGAGCUCUACGAGGAGGCAUUUGUUAUCUUCAAGAAGUUCAACCUCAACGUGCAAGCUGUCAACGUUCUCCUUGACAACAUCCGGAACAUUGAUCGUGCCGUGGAGUUUGCUAACCGCGUUGAGGAAGACGAAGUCUGGAGCCAAGUUGGAAAAGCCCAGCUUAGGGAAGGUUUGGUCAGCGAUGCUAUCGAGUCUUUCAUCCGUGCAAACGAUGCCACUCAAUUCAACGAUGUUAUCCGAGCCGCAUCACAGGUCAACGCCUAUGAAGAUCUCGUUAAGUAUCUGCUGAUGGUACGUAAGAAGGUCAAGGAACCUAAGGUUGACUCAGAGUUGAUCUACGCCUAUGCGAAAAUUGAUAAGCUGGGCGAAAUUGAAGAGUUUAUUGUGCAGCCUAAUGUGGCAAACAUGCAAACCGCUGGAGAUAGGUUGUUUGAUGAAGCUCUGUACGAAGCUGCCAAAAUUAUUUUCACCCAUAUAUCCAACUGGGCACGGUUGGCAAGUACUUUGGUGAAGCUUCAGCAGUUUCAAGGAGCUGUCGAUGCCGCUCGUAAAGCCAACAGCUCUAGAACAUGGAAGGAGGUUUGCUUCGCCUGUGUGGAUGCCGAGGAAUUCAGGCUGGCACAAAUUUGUGGACUUAACAUCAUCGUCCAGGUCGAUGAUUUGGAAGAAGUCAGUGACUAUUACCAGAACAGAGGUUGCUUUGAUGAACUUAUCUCCCUUAUGGAGACCGGUUUGGGUCUCGAGCGUGCUCACAUGGGUAUCUUCACGGAGCUUGGAGUCCUUUACGCCAGAUACCGGUCCGAAAAGCUCAUGGAACAUAUCAAAUUGUUCUGUACUCGUAUCAACAUCCCCAAGCUCAUUCGUGUUUGUGACGAACAGCAACACUGGAAGGAGCUUACCUAUCUCUACAUUCAGUACGAUGAAUUUGACAAUGCUGCCGCUACAAUUAUGAACCAUUCUCCAGAGGCAUGGGACCACAUGCAAUUUAAGGAUGUGUCAGUGAAGGUGGCCAAUGUAGAGCUGUACUACAAGGCUGUGCACUUUUACUUGCAGGAGCAUCCUGAUCUUAUCAACGAUCUUUUGAACGUUUUGGCUCCAAGAGUUGAUCAUACUCGCGUUGUGGACAUCAUGCGGAAGGCCGGACAUCUUCCCCUCGUCAAACCGUAUAUGGUUGGAGUACAAAGUAACAACGUAAGUGCAGUAAAUGAAGCACUGAACGAGCUCUACGUUGAAGAGGAGGAUUACGAUCGGUUGCGAGAUUCUAUCGAUAUGUACGACAACUUUGAUCAAAUUGGUUUGGCACAGAGGGUUGAGAAACACGAACUCUUGGAAAUGCGACGUAUUGCCGCCUACAUUUACAAGAAGGCUGGACGGUGGAAACAGUCUGUCGCUCUUUCCAAGAAGGACAACUUGUACAAGGAUGCGAUGGAAACCACCUCACAAUCUGGUGACCGUGACCUUGCAGAAGAGCUGCUUACCUUCUUCGUUGACCAGGGAAAGAAGGAAUGCUUUGCCUCUUGCCUGUAUACUUGUUACGAUCUCAUUCGACCAGAUGUUGCUUUGGAAUUGGCCUGGAUGAACAACAUCAUCGACUUUGCUUUCCCAUACAUACUAAUGUUCUUGCGGGAGUACACGAGCAAGGUGGAUGAUCUCAUCAAAGACAAGGAAACAGCACAAUUGGAAGUGAAGUCAAAGGAGAAAGAAGAGAAGGAUGUCAUCCAGCAAUCGAACAUGUAUGCCCAGCUCCUGCCGUUGGCAUUACCUGCACCUCCAAUGCCUGGUAUGGGUGGGGGUUAUGACCCAGGUAUGGCUGGAGGUUACGGUGGUAUGCCUCAAAUGCCAGCAUAUGGCAUGCCUCCAAUGCCUGGUAUGGGAUACUGAGUCUGACUUUCCAAGGCAAGAUAAGUGGACAAAGAUUAGUGAAAUUCCUCUUUAGAGAUUCUUAUUGAUGGAACGGUUGCAUUGGGCGGCGAUUUGUAAGGCACCAUUGCAAGGUGGGAUUAUGUCCUUUCUACUUCACUCACUGUCCUGUCAUACCUCUGUUAGCGCGGAUGACGGACAGUGACAUUCAUUGUAGGGAUGGUAUGCUGGUGCUCUUGGCAUAGUUUGUCUUUACACAAGCCUUUUUGAAACUUAGUUUAUUGUUGAUAUAACCUGGACAGCAGUAGGGUAGGUGAUGUUAUAUGCCAGCCAAAAGACGUUCACGCCUCCUUGAAGCCCUCUAAUUGUAGAUACACAUCUUCUGAUCAUGUGAGGGUGCUGUCUGACUUCCCCUCCAUUCCCACCGGUAGACCCCUUAUACAGUAGACUUGAUCUCGCUCUGAACUCAACACACCUGGCACUAAGUGAUGUAUUAUGGGGGUCUAUAGCUUUUUUUCCAGCCGUGAGAGUGUAACAAUCACUUCAGAAGUUUUGUUGUAGAGUGCGUCCUCUCGACUUCCCUUCGAGCUUCUUGUAGCUAAGGAGUUAGCAUGAAUAAUGGGGUACUGCGUAGGAUAACCAUUAUAGUGAUGCUGGUUAGGGAUGGUAGGGCUAGAGAAGGGUACGCUCUCUAAAGCUGCAGCCUAAGGUUUCCAGGUUUGUGGAAGUAACGGGGGCAAUGAAUUGUUGUCUGCUGGGAUCAGGCGGAGACGUAGAAUUCUGUGCUCUCAGCACGGAGAAGAAUCAGCAAUGCAGUGGUUGGCUUCUUUUCUUAACAUCAAUAUUAGCUCGUUCUUCACUUCGUUGUACUUGUGUAACGUCUUCUCAUAUUUCUAAUGACAUUGUUGGAU
Molecule: messenger RNA, 6554 nt
Organism: Marchantia polymorpha subsp. ruderalis
Lineage: Eukaryota; Viridiplantae; Streptophyta; Marchantiopsida; Marchantiales; Marchantiaceae
Source: the annotation of a GenBank genome assembly